GGUCUCGUCGUCGCUGGACCAACAACGUCGCGUGCGAACGUCGCCGCGAGAUCAUGGUUCACCAUUUCCUCGACGGAUGAAGUGAAAGCCAUGAUCGAGGCUGGAGUAGAAUGUAAAGAAGUCGAUGCGAUUCGAGAGAGGGAAACCGCUUUGGCGUCCAGUUACUCCAAGGCAAGCUGAAAGGAAUGUUGAACGGCGUGCAUCGCGACGCCAACGAGUUCUCACAUUGAUCGUCUCUAAUCAACGUCGACGUCGUCAACGACGCACCAUCGAUUAAAAAUUCAUGCUCUGGCGUAGAAUGAAAUCAGACUGACUACGAUGCUGUCGAAAUAUUUGAUUAUUGCCAUAUCUUUAGUAUGCGUUACAGAAUGUGCGACCCAAGUUUACAAGAGUCAGUCAGUCGAGACCGCUGUAGUGAUCAAACCGGCGGUUGUAAACGAUGACUUUAUUACACAAACCGUCUAUGGAUUCUUGGAUUUCACUACCACGAUCGGAAACACGGUGAUGGUGUUCAGCCCACAAAGCGCGCCAGCAGACGGGGGAAAAGAAAAGAAAAGCAGCGUUUCCAUUAUUCAAACGAAACCGAGCGAGACGAAGGAAAAAGCGCCUCCUGCUAUUCAACCAAGCAAGACGUUUAAGACAAAUUCCGUGGAAGAAACGAAAAAGCAAGUUAAAGGCACGAAGGUUGUUGUAAAUUCAGUGAUCGAGCAGAAUGUCAUUAAUUCUGAAGAUAGUGGAUUACGAACUGUAAAAAAUCAGGAACCGAAGACUCAAACACAGGUAAUGACAAAGAGUCCUGUGAUAUCUUCGCAAGUGCAGGUAAAAUCAAAGGACGAAGCACCAGUCGUUAAGAAUAAUCUUGCGGAACCUGAAUACGACUUCCUAUCGAAGCAACCUGCAGAAGUAGUUGACGAGACGUACAAGUUAAUUAAUCUGAGACCCUCUUCGAAACCCCAUGGAAAACCUAGACCUACUGGUCGACGAGAGAAAGAGAAUCCAACUGGUCUAGUCACGAAGCUCGGUGGCACUAUUGUUAAAGAUGGAUUGACCACUGUUCACGAAACUAGCGUGAUUGGUACUUACAUAAACGGGAAAUACGCUCAGGUGCUUCAAAGCUCGUCGAGAAUUCUCUCCGGAGCUCCGCCAGUUCCUGAAGGGAAAAUUCGCCCCUCUAGUACACAUAGAAUAUUAAAAACUAUUGGACCGCAGCAAGGAAAGCUAAAACCACAACUUGAACCUACACCAACGACGCAGCAAGAAGAAUCAUCGCUACCCUUGGAAGUUUUGUUUAGUUCCCCAGCUGGUUCCACAGUAAGGAGCACACGGAAAAACUCAGGCCCAAAUUUAUCACGACCGAAGUUCCGCAACAAAAUUAACGAUGAUUACGAUGGCAGUGGUGAGGUGCAACAAACGAAGCCGGGUAAAAAUCGAAGCAGUACCACCUCAAGACCAAGUUAUAAAAAUCGAAGCCCUCCAACAACAACCACAGAACCACCUGUUACUCGUCGCCGCAGCAGCUUUCGACCAAGUAAUCAACCAAGUUUGCCUUCGAAGCAGAACAAUAAAAAUAAAAACGAACAACAACCGGUUAGCCCUAAUCCUGUGCCGAAAUUGAAGCUACCAAGAACACAAGGGCGUUGGUCUUACAAGACGACUCCUAAACCAAGAAUCGCUAUCCGAAAACAAAUCGAUGUCGAGGACGAACAACGUUCGAUAUCAGAAACCAGCACAACUGAGAAUCCGGUAAACGUCGACGACAGCAAAACUACCGCAUCUUCCGUUUCCACGUCUACGGCGGCGGCUGCUGUUGGGGCAGGUCAACAGGUCAAUGCUCAGAGAAAAAUUCAAGAAGCGGUAAACGAUGAAGAAUUGGAUCCGAGCGAAAGCGAGGAUGUUGCCAGUGUCAGCGUUCAGGAUCAACAUCCUGAACAAAUUUUACCGAUCGAAACGGUCAACGUUGAAAUUUCCACAGCUGCUGAUAUGAGUAACGUGUACUUCGAAAUUGCUACUAUUAAGUCACCAUACACUUUCCAGGUUGGAACAUUGAGAAAUACUCGCUACGUGACAGUAACUUCAACGCUGAAGAAAUCAUUUUCAACGAUAGAUCCAUCCAGCACGGUAUCACCAUCAGAGCCGCUAACCGAGAAUCUCCUAGCAAAUACUGCAGCAGCGUAUGAGACGACCUUGCCAUUAGAUUCAGCCGUGGCGACUCUGCCAGCUAUAUCUUUAGAAUCUGGCCAAGCGACUCCACCUUUGGAGACAUUGACCGAGACCUUCUCUACUACGCAAACUCUACUCAAAACCCAUCUACUUCCUGUAAUACACGGUGGUAACACAACCAAACUGACGCUCGUGCAAACGUACAAUAUCGCACGUGUGGUUACUGCUAUAAAGACUUUGCCACCAAUGGAUAUAUAUCAGUUUAUUCCCAGCAAAGCGUUGAAUGAGUUUAACUCGAAGCUGGAUGAAGCAGGUAGCGAACUUCAUCUAGAGUUAGAUGUCGGUGACGAAGACAGAGAUGACGAUGAUAUUCCCAAAAGGGUAGUGGCUCCAAACAGUGACAUGGAUUCUGAUCUAGAACCUUUCAAAUCAAUUUCAUCUUCGAAAGCAAAAUCAGAAACUCCGAGCACUUCCAUCGAACCGCACUUGACUCCCGAUCAACUGGCUCUGUUAAAAUAUUUCGGUCAACAGCAGCCACAAGUGAUCACCACUUCACGACCGAUCGUCGUUCUCGACACGCUUUACGAGUCCCACGUGAUCCCGGUAGUGAACAACGGCAAUACGAUUUAUUCGACGUUAUCCAGGCCAGUUGGCACUGUGCCACGAACAUCUUAUGAAUACGGAACGUCCACGAUUGCACCGGUUCUGCCACCGCAAUUACCACCGCAACUGCCACCACAAUUGCCGCUAUUUCCACAGCAACCCCAGUUCACGGUGACAAGCGCUCCUCUGGUCACGCAAACGUUUGCGACGGUGUCCGAUUCGAAAAUUCUGAAACUGACAUUUGGAGCGAAAACGGCGUACACCACGUUGUUCUCGAGCAGGGUAGUGCCAACCGAGAUUACCACUUAUGUUACGAGCACCAUACCCCUACAACCGACAGUCCCAGCCUUCCCAGGUUAUUAUCCUCCGCCUGUUGGCUACCCGCCUUUCCCAUUUGUAGGAUAAAGCCUCAGCAACCCGCGCUAAGCGUGCAGGGAUACGAGUUGCUCUAAACAUAUGGAGAACUGAAGAAUGUCAUUUUCCAAGAAAUAUAAUUUCUGAGAGACGAACAAAACCCAUUUGCAUCGGAUCAAUACUAGAGAUUGAUGAUGAUCCUAAUGGUAGAUUCGAUAGGUAUGGCUCAAAAACAUACAAAUCAGUGAGAAAUGAUAAUUAUCGAAGAGUAAGAGAAAGGAUAAGGAGAAUGUCAUUGAACUUUAUUGAGAAAAAAUCGGUUUUCGAUACUCUAGUCCAUUGAUAACAGAAGAAAGUUCGAUGAAUUUGACUGUAUUGUUCAGAACAUGAUUUAUUUUCUAAUUAAAGCUUAGGAAAGAAAAUGAACAAAUCUUGCAGUUCCAGUUGCCAAUAAAAUAUGUUAGAGAUAAACUGUAAAUUAAACUGUCAUUAAAUAAUGGAUGUUCCCUGUUUUCUUAUCUUACUUUUCAAUGAUCAAAUUUCAGUUUGGAAUGUACAAUUGAAUCGAUCGGUUCCAAUGUGUCCUUUUUCCGUCCAGACAUUUCGUACCUUAGCAUAAUCUUAAUUAAGGUAUUUAAAGUCUAGAACUUAGUAUUAGUAUGUAAGAUACAAGCUGUUGCUCUGUAACUUUCGAAGAAUAGAGAGCAAAUGAUAUCAUGGAAUAUAAAGCGAAAAGUACGUAAAUACGUGACCGUUGCAUUUCUCGUCUUUAAUUGGCACGCAACUAACACGCGUUCCUCAUUCUGAUAUGGAAUGCGUUAAUACUCGCAUUUUGUUCAUGCAUUAUGAUGUGACAUGCCGUCUAUAAUAAAACGUUCGUGGAAUUUGGAAUUUUUCGAAUGUUCGAUGAACUUGAAAUUAAUUAUAAAAAUAGAACACAGGAAACAGCAUAUCAUUUUUAUAUUAUGAUCCUGUUGCACAAUAAUUUAUUAAUUAAUAAUAUUAGUAACUUAAAUUAGUGAGUUACAAAUUGUAAAUUAUAUAUAGAUCUGAUAAAAAUAUAACGAUGAAAUUGUUUUACUGAAAUAUUCCUUAAUGGAAUUGUAAUAUUAUAAAGACUGAUUAAUUUUAAAGGAAAAUUAAUUUUAAAGUAGGUGCUAAAUGUACAUCACUCUACAGAUACGUACAAGAAGUGUAAAAAUGUAUCACACAUAUUUUCUCACCAGAUUGAUUGAACGUUUAGCAUUUGGCAUAUCACAUUAUAACACAUGAGCAAUUGAAUCAAACAAAAAGAGAUAGAACAAAUACUCCAAAUUUUUCGGUACACGAUUAAAAAAAUUCCAAUAUUUGUUUUGAUGUUGCUCAUUAUAAACUAAAUGUUUAAUUUAAUAAGUAAAAAGCGAACAUUAUUGAGAUAUUUAUUUAAAGAUGUUUAGAACAGUAUUUUUGCCAUGUUUUAAUUUGAAACAAAAAGCUAAUUUUUACUUAUGACGUUAAUGUGCUCUUUUAUAGUACUUUGCACUUGUUUGUUUAACUGAUAUAGUAAAUCAGGAACAAAUUAAUUAAAAUACAUGAUAUUCCAGAGCUGUUCCCUGAAGAAUUUUUUGUACAUUCACCAUUUGUCAUUAAAAAUAAUAAACUUACAUUUUGUAUAGUAAUUUAGUCGUGCAUAUGUAAUGUGCAACAUCGGAAACGAAUAAAUAGUUUAGAAAGAAUCUUUUACAUUUCUGUUUACUUGAUAAAUAGAAAUUGAUUGAAAUAGAAAUCAAUUGGUUGAUAAAAAAGACAUUGUAUAUAAAUUAAUAAUUAUAGUGACUAUUAUAUUGGUAUUGUAUGUAUAUUAGAAAUUUUGUAAAUAAAGUAUAUGAAAACAAUA
Messenger RNA from Bombus huntii, 4993 nucleotides. RefSeq lists its product as uncharacterized. Bases 319 to 3168 code for a protein of 949 amino acids. NCBI's taxonomy places the organism in Eukaryota, Metazoa, Arthropoda, Insecta, Hymenoptera, Apidae. The transcript has 9 exons. The record is from RefSeq and is a predicted model, not a curated record.